AUGGUCGACAAAUGUGAAAAAUGCGGCUGUGAAGCCGGCUGCAAGUGCUGCGAAGGUGGCCAAUGCGAAAAGGAUUGCAAGUGUUGCCAAAAAGGUUGUAGUUGCGGUCCAAACUGCAAAUGUGAAGCUGGAUGUUGUGGAAAGGGUGAUAAGAAGUGCUGCUCUGAAGAGAAGAAAUGUGGCGACGAGGGAGGCAAAAAAUGCUGUGAAGGAAAACCAUGCUGCAAGUGUACGUUUGAACUUUUUUCGAUCUGA
Messenger RNA from Haemonchus placei, 255 nucleotides. NCBI's taxonomy places the organism in Eukaryota, Metazoa, Nematoda, Chromadorea, Rhabditida, Trichostrongylidae. The record is from the annotation of a GenBank genome assembly.